AACAAAACGGUAGACUACAGAGAGAGGCGGACAAUCAAUAGGCUCACCCAAUCCCUCAAUUCUUCCCUCUCAUCACACCAAAACCCAGUAAAAAUGGUGAAAAUAGAAGAUGAAGACCCAGUGAGACGCUUCAUGAGUCUCGACUGUUGGCCUAUCUCCCCCUUCCAAAGCGACGACGUGGAGGACCAAAAUGACUCCCAAGACUCACCCUCCGACACUCAUUCUCAAUCUUCGGAUACCUACAUGGUUGGCUUUGUCAUCGUCAACAUAGUCGGUAUACAGUACUACUCGGGCACCAUCAAUGGCCGAGAAAUGGUGGGUCUGGUUCGUGAACCCUUGAACCCCUAUGACCCAAAUGCUAUAAAGGUGCUCAACACAAGGUCAGAUCAAGUGGGACACAUCGAACGGACCGCGGCGAAGGUUCUUGCACCUUUGAUUGAUCAGCAUUUGAUCUUUGUUGAAGGAAUUGUACCGAAUACGCCAGGAAAGGGGAUUAAGUAUAAGCUUCCCUGUCAAGUUCACAUUUUCUCAAGGGUUGAGGCAUUUGCUGGGGUGAAAUCAGCGAUUUCGCGAGGUGGGCUGCAUUUGAUUUCUGAUAAUGAUGCUUCAUUUGCAUUAUCAGAUGCAAUGAUAGCAAAGGAGAAAAAGGGUAGCAAGGAUGGGAAGAGUUUGGAUGAGAUAUUCAAGUUGUUGAAUGAAAAUGUGAGUAAAAAAGGAGUGUUGGAACCGUUGGAGCCGCCAAAGGAUGUGAUCACAUCGGAACUUUUUUUGCACCAGAAGGAAGGUUUGGGGUGGUUGGUUCAUAGGGAGAAUUCUUGUGAAUUGCCACCUUUUUGGGAGGAGAAAGAUGGGUCUUUUGUCAAUGUGUUGACCAAUUACCAAACGGAUAAACGGCCUGAGUCAAUACAUGGUGGAAUUUUCGCAGAUGAUAUGGGUUUGGGUAAAACUCUUACACUGCUUUCUUUGAUUGCUUUUGAUAAAUAUGGUUGUGCUGUUCUUCCUUCAAGUGAUACUGGUGCUGUAGAUUUAGAAAAAUGUGAUGAAAUAUGCAAAGAAGAGAAUUCUGUUGUUUCCGGAGGUAAAAAGUCAAAGAGGGCGAGAGUGAGUAAAAGGGACAGUAAUUCACAGAAAAAACGGAAAACUGAGGACACCAAUUUGCACAAAAAGAUGAAAGGAAAAUCAGUAGGUGAUUCAGAUAGAUCUUUUGAUGUUUUAGGUUCAAAAACGACCUUAAUUGUGUGUCCAGCUUCUGUUUUCUCGACAUGGGUAACACAGUUAAGGGAGCACACCAGGCCGGGAAGGUUGAAGGUAUACAUUUAUUAUGGAGAACGGACGAAUGAUCCUGAUGAGCUUCAGAAGUAUGAUAUAGUUUUGACAACGUAUAGUACUCUAGGUAUUGAAGAAGUAUGGCAAGAGUCUCCUAUGAAGAAGAUAGAGUGGUGGCGAGUCAUUUUGGAUGAGGCACAUGUGAUUAAGAAUGUCAAUGCUCAACAAAGCCGUGCAGUUACUAAAUUAAAUGCCAAGCGGAGGUGGGUUGUCACUGGAACACCCAUACAAAAUGGCUCUUUCGAUUUGUUUUCUCUCAUGGCUUUCUUGAGGUUUGAGCCAUUCUCAAUUAAAAGCUAUUGGAACAGCUUAGUACAACGUCCACUUGCUCAGAGGAACGAUAAAGGACUCCUGCGGCUACAAGUUCUAAUGGCAACCAUAUCGUUGAGGAGAACAAAAGACAAGAGCUUAGUUGGUUUACCACCUAAAACCAUAGAGACAUGUUUUGUGGAACUUUCUCCAGAAGAACGCGAGCUGUAUGACCAAAUGGAAGCGGAAGCUAAGAAUAUUGUCCGCAACUACAUCUCUGCUGACAGUGUAAUGUGCAAUUAUUCAACUGUACUUAGCAUAAUUUUACGACUUCGCCAGAUAUGUACAGAUCUGGCUUUAUGCCCUUCAGAUCUCAGAUCAUUGCUUCCGUCUAAAAAUAUUGAAGAUGUAUCCAACAACCCAGAAUUGCUGAGGAAGAUGGUUUCACUGCUUCAGGAUGGUGAAGAUUUUGACUGUCCAAUUUGCAUUUCAACACCAAAUGAUAUCGUUAUUACACGUUGUGCUCACCUCUUUUGCCGAUCCUGCAUCCUUAAAACCUUGAAACGUACAGCACCCUGCUGCCCAUUGUGCCGCCGUCCAUUGUCAGAAUCUGACCUCUUCUCAUCCCCGCCAGAAUCUUCCGACACAGCCAAUACUGGAGUUGCCUAUUCCAGUACAUCUUCUAAAGUGUCUGCUCUUUUAAAACUUCUUUUAGCGUCAAGAGAUCAAACCCCAACUACAAAAUCAGUUGUAUUCUCCCAAUUCCGAAAAAUGUUGAUUUUGCUUGAAGAGCCACUAAAAGUAGCUGGUUUUAGGAUAUUGCGAUUAGAUGGGACAAUGAAUGCAAAAAGGAGAGCUCAAGUAAUAGAAGAGUUUGGAAUCCCUACCCCAGAUGGGCCUACAAUCUUGCUUGCAAGUCUUAAAGCGUCAUGUGCUGGUAUAAAUCUUACUGUUGCUUCCAGGGUCUAUUUGUUGGAGCCAUGGUGGAAUCCAGCAGUUGACGAACAGGCUAUGGACCGGGUCCACCGGAUUGGGCAGAAGGAGGAUGUAAAAAUUGUGAGGAUGAUUGCUAGAAACAGCAUUGAAGAGAAGAUAUUGGAGCUACAAGAGAAAAAGAAGCUGCUUGCAAGGGAAGCUUUUGGUAGGAGGGGUCCAAAGGACCGGAGGGAGAUUACCGCAGAUGAUCUCCGUACUUUGAUGUCUGUGUGAGGUUUGCUCAUACAUGUAGGUAUGUUUUCUGUCUAAAUUUCCUGUUUCCAAAGCUUCUAGGCUCUUUUGGCAUGUAAACAUGCACAUAGUGUAUAUACAAGACAACGUUUCCUGCAUUUCUUUGGUGAAUGUGUUUUUUUAUGUAAUUCAGACGUGCAAAGUGUCUAGAAUGUGCCAUCUCUAUUCUGAAAAUUUU
Ilex paraguariensis (yerba mate) is the source of this 2980-nucleotide messenger RNA. NCBI's taxonomy places the organism in Eukaryota, Viridiplantae, Streptophyta, Magnoliopsida, Aquifoliales, Aquifoliaceae. The record is from the annotation of a GenBank genome assembly.